This is a messenger RNA of Penicillium robsamsonii, 1503 nucleotides long. Its product is annotated as FAD-binding oxidoreductase. The coding region runs from base 1 to 1503 and encodes 500 amino acids. The record is from RefSeq and is a predicted model, not a curated record. The transcript has 5 exons. Gene Ontology annotation, molecular function: FAD binding. Lineage: Eukaryota; Fungi; Ascomycota; Eurotiomycetes; Eurotiales; Aspergillaceae.
AUGCAUAUCACUCCCACUGUUGCAGCCCUCUGCGUUGGUGCCUUGUCAAAGGCUGCCCAUGCGACCACAUCGCAGAAUUGCUGCUCAGAAUUGGAAGCCACUGCCCUGAAGAGCCAGGUCACCUAUCCCAACAGCGCCGCUUACAAGACAUCGAUCGACUCGUACUGGGCCGAGAACGUUAAGCUCGAGCCUACCUGUGUCGUGCAGCCACGCACUGCCAAAGAGGUUUCUCUCGCCGUUUCCACACUCGUUGCCUCUGAUGCUGGGUCUUGCAAGUUCGCUGUUCGCGGUGGUGGUCACACUACCUGGGCGGGAGCGAGCAAUAUCGCCGAUGGUGUGACAAUUGAUCUGUCAUUGAUGAAUACCACCACCUACAACGAAAAAGCUGGUAUUGCUUCUAUCCUUCCUGGAUCUCGCUGGGGAGCUGUCUAUGAUACUCUGGCGAAGUACAAUGUGACGGUUCCCGGUGGCCGCUCUAACGUUGUGGGUGUUGCUGGAUUUUUGCUCGGCGGUGGUAAUACUUUUCACACUUCACGUGUUGGAUUUGCUUGUGACAAUGUCGAGAACUACGAGGUUGUUUUGGCGGAUGGUACCAUCAUCGAAGCCAACAGGAAUUCUCAUGCGGAUCUCUUCAAGGCUCUGAAGGGUGGAUCCGGUAACUUCGGAAUUGUCACCAAGUAUGACAUGAAGGUCAUCGAAGGCGACAAACUUUGGGGUGGGCUUGUCACAUACGACAAUAGCACUAGCUUGAAGCACCUUGAAGCUGGUCACGAGUUCAUCAACAACCUCGGAAAAGACCACUACGCUUCUUGGAUUGGUAUGUGGGAGUACUUGUCUGUGACUGACCAGAAUAUGAUUGCCAAUGCCCUGGAGUAUACCAUUCCUGUGGCUUACCCCCCGGCUUUUGACAGCUUCACCUCUAUCGCCAAUACUAGCAGCUCGAUGCGUGUUACCAACCUUUGGAACCUUACCGAGGAGAUCGUUCAGGCAUAUGGAUACCGCGACGUUUUCGUCACUGCCACAUUUGUGAACAACCUCGAUGUGAUGAAGAAAACUAUCGAAAUCCACAACCGGAUGAUUGAGGAGGCUAGGGGGAGUACCAAGGGCGACGACUACACCAUGUUCACCAUGAUCCAGCCUUGGCCCAAACUGUUCACCGAUCACAGCAUUAAGCAAGGUGGCAAUAUGCUGGGCCUUGACCGUUUCGAUGAGAACCUGUUCCAGGUCCUAAUUGACUACUCGUGGAAGAAUGAGGCCGAUGAUGACUUGUUCAACAGACUGGCUAAUAGUGCUCUCGAGGAGUUGGUCAACUACUCAAAGUCAAUUGGAGCUAACAAUGAGUUUAUUUACCUAAACUACGCCAACAGCAACCAAGAUCCUCUGUCGAACUACGGCCGCGAGAACGUGGAGUACAUGCGUACCGUCGCUAAGAAGUACGACCAGGCCGGUGUUUUCCAAACCCAGGUGCCUGGCGGGUUUAAGAUCAGCGCUGUGGGCCAGUGA